AUUAAAACUAGAAUGAAUAGGUGAUUUCACCUUAAUUUAUUGAAGUUAGUUGAAUAUCUUAUUUUAAAAUGAAAUUUUGUAUCCUCGUUGCCUGUUUUGCAGUGGCAAUUUCAGCAAAUACACAACAAGAAUGGGACCUUUUUAAAGAAAGCCACAAAAAAGCCUACAGAUCACUUAUCGAAGAACGCCUUCGUUACCAAAUUUUCUCCGACAAUUUGGACAAAAUCAACAACCACAAUGCUAAAUUUGCCAAAGGUGAGACCACCUACACAAUGGGAGUAAAUCAAUUCGCCGAUAUGACCGAAGAAGAAUUCAUGGACAUGUUCAAGCAUUCUCUCAAGCCUCUCGAAGUCACCAAAACACACGAAAAAACCGAGGAAACACCUUUGGAAAAGGACUGGAGAAUCGAAGGAGCAGUAACACCUGUUAAGGAUCAGAAGACCUGUGGAUCUUGCUGGGCUUUCAGUGCAACUGGAGCUUUGGAAGGGCAAUACCAAAUCAAGAACAACAAAACAGUUUCCCUGUCCGAACAAAAUUUGAUCGACUGCACUCAACGUUACGCAAACGAGGGUUGCAGAGGAGGUUAUAUGGAAAAUUCCUUCAGCUACGUAAGAGAUUUCGGUAUAAUGACCGAAGACGCUUACCCAUACGAAAACAGACAAAAGAAAUGCAGGUACAACGAAUCCGCCUCGGUUCUUAAAGCAUCAGGGCAUGUAGGUAUCGCCAAAAACCGUGAGGAAGAUCUUAUGAACGCUGUAGGAACUGUUGGUCCCAUUUCUGUAACAAUCGAUGCUUCCCUCUUCAUGUCGUUCUAUAGUUCUGGGAUAUACAACGAUUUUGUCUGUUCGUCCAAGGCGCUGAAUCAUGGUGUUUUAGCUGUCGGUUAUGGAAAUGAAAAGGGAACCGAUUACUGGAUCGUCAAGAACUCCUGGGGAGCUAGAUGGGGAGAAAAGGGAUACAUUCGUAUGAGGCGCGGCAAGAACAUGUGCGGUAUUGCCACUAGGGCCAGUUACCCAACGUUGUUAAUCUGAUUUAGUAUUAUUUAUAUUUUGUCUAAUAAAAUUUAAAUUAUUUGUUGUUUUCUUAUCUUUUUCAAAAAAGAUUCCGAAUACGAAUUGAUCCAGGCUCUUGGAAC
Molecule: messenger RNA, 1135 nt
Organism: Brassicogethes aeneus
Lineage: Eukaryota; Metazoa; Arthropoda; Insecta; Coleoptera; Nitidulidae
Source: the annotation of a GenBank genome assembly